Molecule: messenger RNA, 2085 nt
Organism: Triticum aestivum (bread wheat)
Lineage: Eukaryota; Viridiplantae; Streptophyta; Magnoliopsida; Poales; Poaceae
Exons: 2
Coding region: 44-1252 (402 amino acids)
Molecular function (GO): protein binding
Source: RefSeq, a predicted model, not a curated record
UCGAUCCCCAUUCUACCCAAAUCCGCGGAAACAUACGCACAGAAUGGAAGGAGAGACGCCGCCGCCGCCGGAGCUGGACGGAACGGAGGGUGAGGCGCAGCCGCCGCCGGCGUGUGUCUCCAAGGUGCUCGACGACGAGAACCUCCUGACGGAGAUCAUCGUCCGCGUCGGCUGCCCCACCAGCCUCGUCCGCGCCGCCGGAGUCUGCAGGCUCUGGCUCAGCCACGCCUCCGACCGCGCCUUCCUCCGCCGUUUCCGCGAGCUCCACCCGCCCAGGCUCCUCGGCUUCUACCUCGAGCAAAGGGAGUAUCCGGACGCCGCCGCACGAUUCUUCCCGAUGCUGCCUCAGCCUCCGGGGCUCGAUGCCGUCGUCCGCCGCGCAAGCUUCAGCCUGGACGCCUACGAGGGCGCACAGACCGACAUGGCGGGCUGCUGGAACGGCAGCGUCCUCACCAGUUUGCACGUGUAUAACUUCAACCACCGCCGAUCCGAAAUUACAUUUGUGGUGCACAUCCCAGCAUUACACCACAAAUCCGGGGAAGGCAAUUUCUGCACUUUUAUUCAGCUCUUUUCCAAAGAAGAAGGCGCCGGCGUGUCCUACUUUUAUGUCAGGGUGGAGUGCGACAGGCUUCAAACAUAUUCUACGGUGCAAGUAUAUGUGUUGCAAAAUGGUGAUCAUGUCUGGCGCACCCAUCUUACCUUGGCCUCAGCAGACGUCCUCCUAUAUCCACGAUCCAGCCCCAAAGGCGUGCUCGUUGGCAACAAAAUCUAUGUGCCGUGCGACCCAGAUGAAAUUGUUGUCCUGGACUUGACAACCUCGAUCUUAUUGACAAUUCAGCUUCCACAAGGGGUGGGUUUUGGCUUAGCAGGCAACACCAUGCUGUCACGGGCUGAUGAUUCUUCUGGUGUAUAUCUCAUCCAUGUCAAAGAGUUUCAACUUCACAUAUGGCUCCUCAAUGGCGACAGCUGGUUGUUGGUGGACACCAUUUGUUUGCGUGAAAUGUGUGCUAAUUUUCUUGAGGAUGAGCCUACUGCUGAUAUCCGGAUAAACCAUGUGGGGGACUACAAUGAGUUUGUAUUCUUGGAGAUGUGUCGAUGUGUACUCUACUUGGAUAUCAAGUGCAGGACGCUGCGUAAAGUGUAUGAGAUGACAUCGGAGGAGCAACAUUUGGGUGAUAUCUAUCCUUUUAUGAUGAGCUGGCCUCCCAUUUUCCCCGCGCUUGUGGAUAGCCCUGCAAGUGAAGGAGACUAGGAAGCUUUUGGAUGGCUUGCUUGUGUCAAGAGCGCUAUAAGCGAAGAGCACGGGGCUGCAUUUCCCCAAUAGCAGUUCUAACCGUGUUCAUCUUAUAAGCAGUGGUGGAUUAAUUUGGAUGCUAUGUAACUGUAUCAGGCACUCUUGUCCUGUGACAUCAGUAGUGUUACUCUGUUAGCGACCAAUUGAUUUCUCUGUUUCGUCUUGUUGCCCUGUGUGGUUCCGGUGCUUGCCCGCUUCUGCUUGCUGCUUGUGGCAUCUGGGGGUUGGUUCCACAGCUUGCUACUUGUGGCAUCUGGGGUUGGUUCCAUAGCUUACUACUUGUGGCAUUUGGAGAAGCGUCUUACUGUAUCAAUAUUGCAGAAUCGGUUUCAGUUAUGGAUGUGUAGCUAUCUGAUGUAACAUUAAAAGAAAGCUUCGUUGAAGCCACAAUCUACUCUUCUUCUACUUCCCCCUUUCCUAAAUAUGAGUCUUUUCAGAGAUUUCAAUAAGAAUAUUUUCACUGAGAACUCCCUUCGACCGCUCAAAUUUUAGAGGCGGUCGACGCCACUCCUAUCUAAUGAGCAGCUAAGAGCAACUCUAGCCUAUCCCCUAUAAAAAUAGAGAAGAUGGCCGAGUAAAGUUUAGUGAAGCCCUUCGAUCGCUCAAAUUUGAGAGGCGGUCGAUGCGACUCCUAACUUUUUGAGCAGCUAAGAGCAACUCUAGCCUAUCCCCUAAGAAUAAGGAGUAAACAACCGAGUAAAGCUUAGUGGAGUAAAAAUACUCCACUAAGUUUUGAUUGGACCUAGCCGAUCAAUAAAGUCACCGCCGAGGUUGGUCCCUGGGCGGUGAAG